GUCACCAUUCAGCCUUCCGGCUAGGUCGAGACCAGGCGCAGAGGACCCCGGGGAUCAACCCGCUCCCAUUCCCCGCUGAAUCGCCGCCGCCCGGCAGGGGGACACGCAGCCGGGAAAGGGGGCCUCGUCGGCGCGACGCUGGUGGCCCCGAGCUGGGCGAGAGACCUUUGGAGCCGGAGAGAAGACGGAGGCGUCGCGUCUGGGGAGGGAAACCGGCCUGGCAGCCCCAUGGCCUCAGAGGCACCCUCUGGAUCGUCUCUUCUUUGGAGUGGAGUGGGAAGAGUUGUCUGGCAGCCACCUCAGGGUCUGGUGACCUUCGAGGAGGUGGCCGUGCAUUUCACGGAGGAGGAAUGGGCUGUGCUGGAUCCGGGCCAGAGAGCUCUGCACAGGGAAGUCAUGGCGGAGAAUUAUGAGACGGUGGCCUCUCUCGAAUCACACUUCAAUUCCUGUUGGGAAGAAGAAGAUCCAUUUAUCCAGGAUCCCAAAGAAGAAGAGACAUCAGCAGUUCCGAAACCAGACCUCAUCUCUUGGCCUGAAGAAGAAGAUCCAGUUGGUCUGGGCUGUGAGGAAUGGAAGAGAUUGGCAGCAGUUGAUAGGCAGAAGAAUGAACAUUCUAGGGACCCAGAGAUGGUGCCAUUGGUAAUAGCCAAGCCUGAAGCUGAGAAAGAGAUGUUUGGAAAUCACGGGGGACUAAAAAAGUCUGAAAGAAACCAGUCAAAGAUUGGGGGCAAGCAAUCUUCUCCUUCUCAGACCUUGCAUCAAAGAACACACGCAGGGGAGAAACCAUGCAAAUGCACGGAGUGUGGGAAGAGCUUCAUCGACAGUGGAAGACUUACCAAACAUCACAGCAGCCACACAGCAGAGAAAGCAUUUAAAUGCGUGGAAUGUGGAUUUCUGGCUGGACAUUCCUAUAGCUGUACAGGCAGACCAGGAGUGAUCAUGCGUGCACCCGUCGCAGCGCGAGCACCCCAGGAUGCACCCAUCAUGGGGAAACACUGGAAGGUGGAGGAGACAAAGGCACUCCUCAUCCUCAUUAAAAACAGCCCUGCUGUGGGUGUUUUCAUGGGCAGCUGCACUGCCAAAAACGAGGAGUACUGGGAGGACAUCAGGGUGAAGAUGCUUAGGCUGGGCCAUAGAAGGACUACUUUUCAGCUGCGCAGCCGCUGGAAACUAUUGAAGCGCACGUUCUUUAAAGCCAGAAGUGAUGCUGAGCAUAGGGGAACCCAGCUUGCGGACCCACCUCCUUUCUACACGUGUGUCGAAGAGGUGUGGGAAGCAGCUGGCCGGCCACAAUUCUGGGACAGAAGGAUGCCAGCAUCACAGAGAGAGCUGCAGAGGCAGCGCAGGCGGUGCGAAGCAGUGGCGGUAAUAUCGGAGCGGGAGGUGGUAUUGGCGGCAGAGGAAGUGGAGCCGGAUCGUGCAGUACGGGAUACCCCACUGCAGGAGAUGGAUGAGGGUAGUCCUCCUUGGCAACCACCCACACCACCACCAGGCACACCUCCAAGAGCACAAGAAGGCAACGGAGCACCACCUGGUCCCUGUGUUCUCCCAGAGCCAUCCAUAAUGAUGUUGAGGCACUUGGCCGGGCAUAUCCAACUGAUGAUGGAGAGACAGGAGGAGAUGGCAAGAGGUAUUGCAUCCAUCCAGGAGAUGUUGGGAAAUGGAAGGCCCUAGAACAUCAUUUCAUCACCACUUCACUGCCUGUGUUUCCUGAAGUAGAAAUUGUUAUUUUUUUUAAUAUACUUUUUUGGGGGGUUUUUUAAUUAAAAAAGUAUUUUACCAAACUGCAUAAUGUUUUUGUAAGUUGUCAUACUGUCACACAUGGGAUCGUGGUGUGGUGGCAGGAAGUCAAGUGAGGUGAGGGA
Rhineura floridana is the source of this 1865-nucleotide messenger RNA. RefSeq lists its product as uncharacterized. Lineage: Eukaryota; Metazoa; Chordata; Lepidosauria; Squamata; Rhineuridae. Gene Ontology annotation, biological process: regulation of DNA-templated transcription. The coding region runs from base 229 to 1674 and encodes 481 amino acids. The transcript is spliced from 9 exons. The record is from RefSeq and is a predicted model, not a curated record.